AACAUUGGGGGUCCAAAGUGCCAAUAAGUUAAACUUACGAACAUAUCAUUGUUCGUUAUCCCAUUUUAUCAAAGGGAGAAAGAAGAAGAGCUGAAUCAAACAAUGGCAGCAUCAACCCUAACUUUCAGUGGCUUUUCAACUCUACAAACUUUCCCUAGAAUUGAAAAUACAAAACGCCUCAACUUCUCCAUUCGGUCACAGGUGUUUGUAAUAUAUAUAUAUAUCUUUAAAUUUGAUGUACAGAGCGCGUCGAAUUCUAAAAACGAAGGCCGUGGACAUAGGAAAAUAUGGAGGCGAAGAAAAUUGACGAGAAAGGAUGAUACGUUAGACGCCAAAAUGGAAAGGAUUCCUUUCCUUGAGGAGCAGGUGAGGAAGAUAAGGGAUGGGGGUAAACUAUUGACAAUGGACAUUCAUAGACUAUUACUCAACGAGGACAACCGGUUUGACUUUGUCAAUGAGAUUGCAGCAGAGGCCAAACAGUAUGUUGAGAACAACCGAGAUGAAUAUGGUGCGAAGAAGGCUAUCCUUCAUGUGCUUAGUAAUCGUAUGAAUGAUGCUGGAGUUUAUCGUGCAGAGGCAUACAUGGAAUCUGACCCCUUCAAGCCAGGCCCUGGAUAUUUGAAAGACGAACUACUGUAGAUCAUUAGUUAGCUAUACUUUCUGUAUUAAUAUAGCGCUUCUGUAGUUGGUAGGCGCUACUAUAUACAUCUCCAUCUGGGGUUUAAUGUCAAAUGAGGAGAGGUGAAAAAACAUCAUAGCACUUCAAAUAAAAUAUUUUUCAAAAGAUAGAAGAAAA
This is a messenger RNA of Lycium barbarum (goji berry), 796 nucleotides long. Its product is annotated as protein PLASTID TRANSCRIPTIONALLY ACTIVE 7. The transcript has 4 exons. Gene Ontology annotation, biological process: plastid transcription. Lineage: Eukaryota; Viridiplantae; Streptophyta; Magnoliopsida; Solanales; Solanaceae. The record is from RefSeq and is a predicted model, not a curated record. Gene Ontology annotation, cellular component: plastid-encoded plastid RNA polymerase complex. Bases 103 to 639 code for a protein of 178 amino acids.